AUGCAUCUCCCAUGCCCAGUUCCCCCAACCUUUUGUUUACAAAACCGUUCCAACCACACUUCUGCUCCAUUAACCCCUCUUUCAUUCUCUACCGCUCACAACUAUAACCUCCCUCUCAACGUCCCCUUCGCCCCUUUCUCUCGCUCUGACAAGGUAGGCCGAAUCGCCGAUGGGACUCGCAACUUCAACAACCAGACCCGAUCCAAAACCCCCACCGAUUCUGCCUUCGAUUUCACCCUCGACGAUUCCGUCCCAGGCAACACCGAUGACGACGCCGCAUUCCGCUUAGUCGUUGGACUCAGCAUCAAAUCCAACAAGAGAUUCGUUUGCGAGGCUGUGAAAUCUUCAAUGGCGGGUGAAGUUGAGGUAUUCGAAAAAGAGACACUAGCUGUUUCUCUGGCUAAAUACGUCGCUGAUCUAUCCAAUAAGUUUACUCAACAAAGAGGGGCUUUCACUGUUUGCUUGUCUGGUGGUUCUUUGAUCAAUUAUCUUCAGAAAUUGUUGGAGGCUCCGUAUGUUGAUUCUAUUGAAUGGGGUAAAUGGCAUGUGUUUUGGGUGGAUGAGAGAUUUGUACCUAAGGAUCAUGAAGAUAGUAACUAUAAGCUUGCUUUUGAUGGCUUUCUCUCCAAGGUGCCCAUUCCAUCCGACAAUGUUUAUGCAAUCAAUGAUGCCCUUUUGGCUGAAGGAGCAACUGAUGAUUACGAGACAUGUGUCAAACACUUGGUCAAUAGCAAUGUGAUAACAUCAUCAUCAUGCAGCGUCGAUUUCCUCUUUUCCUUUUAG
This is a messenger RNA of Vicia faba (fava bean), 783 nucleotides long. The record is from the annotation of a GenBank genome assembly. Lineage: Eukaryota; Viridiplantae; Streptophyta; Magnoliopsida; Fabales; Fabaceae.